Messenger RNA from Loxodonta africana (African savanna elephant), 2516 nucleotides. RefSeq names its product threonyl-tRNA synthetase 2, mitochondrial (gene TARS2). Gene Ontology annotation, cellular component: mitochondrion; cytoplasm. The transcript has 18 exons. The record is from RefSeq and is a predicted model, not a curated record. Gene Ontology annotation, molecular function: ATP binding; threonine-tRNA ligase activity. Gene Ontology annotation, biological process: threonyl-tRNA aminoacylation. NCBI's taxonomy places the organism in Eukaryota, Metazoa, Chordata, Mammalia, Proboscidea, Elephantidae. Bases 128 to 2338 code for a protein of 736 amino acids.
CCAGAUAAGAGUGGCAGCUGCAGCAGCCAAUAUGCAGGGACGUUGUUGGUCCAGAAGCCAAUGAAAACCUGGUGAAGGAAAAGCGGCGAUAAUCUGUUUGGGGAUGUAGGCACGGGUCUGAAGGAACAUGGGGCUGUAUCAGAUGUGGCCGCGGCUCCGGCUCCCAGGGUUACAAGCCUGCGGGCUGCGCACGGUGCAUGAGGCAGCCGUGCCGACCCCUGCACCCUGGCUGGCAGAGCGACUUGGUCUCUUCGAGGAGCUUUGGGCUGCUCAGGUAAAAAGGUUAGCAAGCAUGGCACAGAAGGAACGUCGGACUAUUAAAAUAUCCCUUCCUGGAGGCCAGAAAGUGGAUGCUGUGGCAUGGAACACAACCCCUUACCAACUAGCCCAGCAGAUCAGUUCAACACUGGCAAAUACUGCGGUGGCUGCCCAAGUGAAUGGAGAACCUUAUGACAUGGAUCGGCCCUUGGAGACAGAUUCCAACGUCAGAUUUCUGACAUUUGAUUCCCCAGAGGGGAAGGCGGUGUUCUGGCACUCCAGUGCUCAUGUCCUGGGGGCAGCAGCUGAACAACUCCUAGGCGCUGUCCUCUGUCAAGGUCCAAGUACAGAAUGUGGUUUCUACCAUGAUUUCUUCCUGGGAAAGGAGCGGACUGUCCAAGGCUCAGAGCUACCUCUUUUGGAGCGGAUUUGCCAGGAACUUGCAGCUGCUACUCAACCCUUCCGGCGGCUAGAGGCUUCUCAGGAUCAGCUUCGCCAGCUCUUCAAGGAUAACCCCUUUAAGCUUCGCCUGAUUGAGGAGAAAGUGACAGGUCCAACAACAACAGUGUACGGGUGUGGCAUGUUGGUUGACCUUUGCCAGGGCCCCCACCUUCGGCAUACUGGACAAAUUGGAGGACUGAAGCUGCUGGCGAACUCCUCAUCCUUGUGGAGGUCUUCAGGGGUCCCAGAGACACUGCAGCGAGUGUCAGGGAUUUCCUUCCCCACGGCAGAGGGGCUGCGGGCCUGGGAAAAGUGGAGGGAGGAAGCAGAGUUGCGGGAUCACCGGCGCAUUGGCAAGGAACAGGAGCUCUUCUUCUUCCAUGAGCUGAGCCCUGGGAGCUGCUUCUUCCUGCCCCGGGGGACGAGGGUGUAUAAUGCACUGAUGGCUUUUAUCAGGGCUGAGUAUGCCCGCCGUGGUUUCUCAGAAGUAAAAACCCCAACACUGUUUUCUACGAAGCUCUGGGAACAGUCAGGACACUGGGAGCAUUACAGGGAAGACAUAUUUGCCCUGCAGCGCCAGGGCUCCGACAGACCUGCCAGCUCCCUGAGUGACCAUUCCACCAGCCAUCAAGCCCACUCCACACUCGCCCUCAAGCCCAUGAACUGCCCUGCACACUGCCUGAUGUUCGCCCACCGGCCCAGAUCUUGGCGAGAGCUGCCCCUGCGACUGGCAGACUUCGGGGCCCUGCACCGCGCUGAGGCUUCUGGCAGUCUGGGGGGACUGACUCGGCUGCGACGCUUCCAGCAGGAUGACGCUCACAUCUUCUGUGCCCCGGAUCAGCUGGAAGCAGAGAUCCGAGACUGCCUAGAUUUCCUCCACUCUGUCUAUGCUGUCCUUGGCUUCUCCUUCCGCCUGGCACUGUCCACCCGGCCAUCUGGGUUCCUAGGGGAGUCUUGUCUUUGGGACCAGGCUGAGCAGGUCCUUCACCAGGCCUUGGAAGAAUCUGGGGAACCUUGGGACCUCAGACCUGGAGAUGGUGCCUUCUAUGGGCCUAAGAUUGACGUGCACCUCCGGGAUGCCCUGGGUCGGCCCCAUCAGUGUGGGACAAUCCAGCUCGACUUCCAACUGCCCCUGAGAUUUGGCCUGCAGUACAGAGGGACCCUUCCCAUUCCACUGCAUUCCCCCCAUUUCCCUCCAAGGCAGGCCGGGGCCCUGGAGCGGCCAGUCCUCAUUCACCGAGCAGUACUAGGCUCCGUGGAAAGAAUGUUGGCGGUCCUGGCGGAAAGCUGUGGGGGAAAAUGGCCACUGUGGCUGUCCCCGUUCCAGGUGGUGGUCAUCCCUGUAGGGCCCGAGCAGGAGGGAUAUGCCCGGGAGGUACAACGGAGCCUACAGGCUGCAGGAUUGGUUGGUGACCUGGAUGCCGACUCUGGACUAACCCUCAGCCGGAGGGUCCGCCGGUCCCAGCUUGCCCACUACAAUUUUCAGUUUGUGGUCGGCCAGAAAGAGCAAAGUGAGAGAACGGUGAACAUUCGGACUCGAGAGAAUCAUCGACUUGGAGAGCACAGCUUGACUGAAGCAGUAGGGCGGCUGCUGGAGCUGCAGAACACCAGGGUCCCAAAUGCUGAAGAAGUGUUCUGAGCCCCUGUACGUAGAUGAGGCCCCCAGGAGUCCCGCAGAGCCUUCAUAGCUCCUGCUGCCUCAGUUCUCUUUUGAACCAAGACUUGGCUUGGUGGCCCUAGAGAGGAGGGAGGAAAAGCUGUAGCUGUUUGAAUGUGAAGAGAGUGAAACUAAAAAUAAUAAAUUUCAAGCUACCAGG